Molecule: messenger RNA, 1898 nt
Organism: Archocentrus centrarchus (flier cichlid)
Lineage: Eukaryota; Metazoa; Chordata; Actinopteri; Cichliformes; Cichlidae
Exons: 5
Coding region: 143-988 (281 amino acids)
Source: RefSeq, a predicted model, not a curated record
UUGAGAGAGCGCUCCAUUGGUGCUUUGUGAACCUUUAGACUCACUCUUCAUCCUUUUAAACCCAAACGAGGACGAGCAGAGCCAAACAACCACCGUCACUGCUGCUGCUUGUAACUUCCAUAGCUGUGCGCUCCCAGAGGAAAUGGGUCAACAACCGUCUCAAGAGAUGCUUGAAAGUGCUGCUCAAAUGUUUGUCUUAGGGUUGCAGUUGGAUGAUUUUAGAAUUGACAGCUCCCUGGAGAGAUUCUCUGGGCUCAACUCAGCUGAAGAGCUGAACAGGUACAGAGACCAGGUGUUGUACAGUGAUGGACUCAGCCAGGCUGCAUCUGUUGCGGAGAAGAUGGGCUCUGUCCUAGGUGGGCUCAGCUCGGUGCCUCAUGCUGUCGGACUGGGGGCUCUUAUCAUUUCCUUGGCCUUAGAUGUGGUUGCCAAAAGCCUAAAUAAAGAAACACUGGGCACAGCUGAAAUGAUAGAGAGGGUGUUUGCACAGGAGAAGGCCAGGGAGGUCCGAGACCUGAUGGACAACUAUUUGAAGCGUAUGCAGAUCAACCUGAGGAACCGAGAGCUGCAGCUCUCUGAGACCCGUCAAAGAGAGAUCGCUCUUAGUGCCCAACUCACACGGCUGAAGAACUCCAUGUUGAACGACGGACAGAUGGACACUCAGUUUCUGACGCAGUGGGUGAAUGGAGCUGCUUUCCACACCCAGAUGCUGAUCCAUCAGGCUCGUCUGGAGAGGAGACAAGAACCCGAUGGAUCCAGAGCAAUGCGGGCAGCAGGGAUUUAUCAGCACGACCUCAACCUUCUUGUGAACAAAUUGAUGGACUUGAUGAGAAACAAUGCUAAUAAUGAAAGUGGUUUGAAAGUUGUAGAGAUUCUGCGUUCCAGACCUCAGAUUACAUGGACACAAGACUAUUUUUCAAAACUGCAAUCAAAUAUUCCAUCGCUUGUGAGGCAAAAUGCUGCCUUUUAUAUCCGAACCCGACUUUGAUAGUCAGUGUUUAUGAAGCCAUAUGUAAGUAAAAAAUCCAUCUAGAAUUUGUAAGCUAGAUUAACAUUUUAUGUAGUGCAUAGCAAGGAAUGAAAAACAUGUCUAGUUUCAAAUUUCUUCAAUUUUUGGGGUGAAAAGUUUGGAAAUUGUGACCGUAUAAAAAUAAAACAUUAACUGUGCAUAAGUUCUGAAAAUAGACGACCAAUGGGAGUUCACUGAUGUCUAUAAUGGGUUAAUUUUAAGUAUCAUUGUCUUAACUGUGCCCAGCUUGAAUUAGAAAAGUGAAUUUACAGUUUCCUGAUCUCGUACUGAUGUUAGCAGCCACUGAAGGACAUUUCUGCAUUUAUUCUGUUUACUGUUUCUUUACAUGAUUUGCUCAAACUUUUGGUCAGCCUGAGUAGUUAAACAAUCUGCACGCACAUGUGCUUCAUUUGGUAUUGGCUGGUAUUGAUUUCACCUUGCAUAUCACUGUGGAAACAUGUGGUCCUGAUUACGGCUGGUGUACUAAUUUCAGUAAUGUGGCAUGAGUGCGUCUGUGGACAGAUUGCAUCAACAUGAAGGAGGAGCAACGGUACGAGACAAAAGCAGAAAACCUCCACUAAUGUACAUUUGACAUUGGAUUGGACGUCUAAUGGUACGGCCCAUGACUAAGAGGUGCCGGAAGUAAGAGAGCCACAUUUCUUCUAUGUGCCGUUCACUUACUGCAGCAGGUGGAGUCUGGGUCCAAAUCUUCGAAGACCUGCACUGUUAACAGCGCCAUCCAGCUCAAAAAGCCUUCAGCAGCAGCUACUUCCUGAGGUUCUUUCACCAGAAAAAGCUCCUGUUUUACUACCAACAGACAAGCAGCUGCUAUAUUUCACUUUUGAUUUCAUUAUUUUUCAUCUUGCUUAAAAAUAAAUGUUAACCCAAA